Molecule: messenger RNA, 1478 nt
Organism: Archocentrus centrarchus (flier cichlid)
Lineage: Eukaryota; Metazoa; Chordata; Actinopteri; Cichliformes; Cichlidae
Product: tryptophan 5-hydroxylase 1-like
Exons: 11
Coding region: 23-1399 (458 amino acids)
Biological process (GO): aromatic amino acid metabolic process; serotonin biosynthetic process
Cellular component (GO): neuron projection
Molecular function (GO): tryptophan 5-monooxygenase activity; iron ion binding
Source: RefSeq, a predicted model, not a curated record
GCUUAACUACAUUCAAAGAGGCAUGCAUGCCAGGACGUCAGAAGGAAAGGAGCUGCGCAGGGGAAGGUCUCUGGAUACCAGGAGUGUCUCCACCAGCUUUGGGAGAGGGUCUACAACCAUCAUAUUCACUCUGAAAAAUGAAGUCAGUGGUCUGAUAAAGGCACUCAAGCUUUUCCAGGAUAAACAUGUCAGCCUCAUUCACAUUGAGUCCCGUAAGUCCAAACGAAGGAAUUCAGACUUUGAGAUCUUUGUGGACUGCAACACGGACCACGAGCAGUUCAAGGAGCUGACGGAGCUGCUCAGGAAGCACACGGACAUCGUGGAGAUCGCUCCGUGUGACAGCUCCACGCUACCUGAGGAUGAUGUGUGCGGUGUGCCGUGGUUCCCCAAGAAGAUCUCGGAUUUGGAUCUGUGUUCAAACAGGGUUUUGAUGUACGGCUCUGAGCUAGAUGCAGAUCAUCCGGGAUUUAAAGACAAAGUAUACAGAAAAAGAAGAAAAUACUUUGCUGAUUUAGCCAUGAACUACAAACACGGUGAUCCCAUCCCUCGUGUGGACUACACUGCAGAGGAGGUGCGUACCUGGGGCGUGGUGUUCAGGGAGCUCAACAAGCUGUACCCGAGCCACGCCUGCAGGGAGUAUCUGAAGAACCUCCCUCUGCUGACCCAGUGCUGUAAAUACAGUGAGGACAACAUCCCGCAGCUGGAAGACGUCUCACACUUCCUUAAAGAACGCUCAGGCUUCAUCAUUCGGCCCGUCGCCGGUUACCUGUCCCCCCGGGACUUCCUCGCAGGUCUGGCCUUCAGAGUCUUCCACUGCACUCAGUAUGUGCGCCACGGUUCAGAGCCUCUGUACACACCUGAGCCGGACACGUGCCACGAGCUGCUGGGUCACGUCCCCCUGCUCGCUGAGCCCAGCUUCGCUCAGUUCUCUCAGGAGCUCGGGUUGGCGUCGCUCGGCGCUUCGGAUGAUGAUGUAAACAAACUUGCCACGUGUUAUUUCUUCACGGUGGAGUUCGGACUGUGUAAGCAGAGCGGCGGGCUGAGGGCCUACGGAGCCGGACUCCUCUCCUCCGUCAGUGAGCUCCAGCACGCUUUGUCCAGCAGUGCCAGCAUCCUUCCAUUUGACCCCACAGUGACCUGCAACCAGGAGUGCAUGAUUACCACGUUUCAGCACGUGUACUAUGUGGCCGAAAGUUUUGAGGAAGCCAAGAACAAAAUGAGGGAGUUUGCUAAGACCCUUCGACGUCCCUUCACGAUACGCUACGACCCGUACACUCAGAGCGUGGAGGUUCUGGAGGACACCGGCAACAUCAACAGCAUGGUGAAGGACAUCCGGCACGAGCUGGACAUCGUCGAAGACGCUCUGAACCGGCUCAGCAGAAAACUGCAGAGUGCAUAAAGAGGCGCUGCUGAACUCUAUGGAAAAGCAGCACACAGCCGCCAAAGAAACUCACUAACAGCAAAAUACUAUUUAUAUU